Carassius carassius (crucian carp) is the source of this 4272-nucleotide messenger RNA. Its product is annotated as netrin-G1-like. Gene Ontology annotation, molecular function: cell-cell adhesion mediator activity. Bases 1307 to 2938 code for a protein of 543 amino acids. The record is from RefSeq and is a predicted model, not a curated record. The transcript has 8 exons. NCBI's taxonomy places the organism in Eukaryota, Metazoa, Chordata, Actinopteri, Cypriniformes, Cyprinidae.
CACCGUUUGUUAGAAUACAAAAAGGGGGACUGUUUUCUGUCCCGUUUGUGUCUUUGCCAAAGUCCCAUCAGAGUUUUGAACUGCUGGAAGAGAGAGAGGGACAGAGGAUGUGCUGAAACAGUAAGGGCUUAGUGGAUGUGUAAAAGCAGAGUGUCCAAGUGCGUGAUCUUCCCCAGCCAUCCUUUCCCGCCGAACACUCGCGGUAUAGACGCGUAAGGGAAUGCACGUGAAGAUAUUAUCGGCGCGCGCGGGUCUAAUUGGUGCGAUUCGUGUCUCGCUCACGUCCUGGAAUCUGUUUAUCGUUAUCCCCGCAAACAAGAAGGGAAUCCCGUGUUUCUUGGACAGAGUGCGGCUUGAAAAAGCCGUCAGGAAGAAUGGACCCGUGGCUAUGUAAAGUUUAGUGAGGACGGUGACUGGCUCUGAGGUGAUUGUUAUGAAACUCACAAAAGAACAAACGACGAAAAGGGAGAAAUCGUGGAAUUUAUGAGUUUACACUGUUUGGGACGCACGCAGAGGUGAAUUUAUGCUCAUUUUAGUGGAACCGAAAACAUUUCAUUUGAAGUUUAGUAAUUUCCACUUCGAUAAUGUCUCGCGCUAGAGAUGUGGCACGCGACUUAAGAAAAUAUUGACGUGUUGCGAGACGCCUUUCAGUCGUUGUGUUUAGUCAGCCUGUUUAGUUCGGGUGGAAGUGUGGGGGGGGGGGGAUUCCGUAUUCACCCCGAACUCAUCACAUUAAGAUUAACAAGGCGUCUUUAAGAGGGUCCUUUACGGUCACUCAUGAACUUGUUGAACACACAGCCCUCCGCGGGACACUUCACAUCGAGACUGAAUCUCAUUAACAGUGCAGAUGCCAAGCUGCAAAAGAGGAUGAUUGACAGAAGGCAAAGCUGACACGGCUGUCAGUCAACAUCCAGCCAGAGAGUCGAUUCAUCAGAGUGUCAGAAACCUUGCUCUCUCUCCAGCCCGACCGAUCACUUCAUCUUCUCUGCUUCCACUUCUCUUAUCUCUGCUGGCACCCUGACCCUGCCCCUUCCCAGUGGAUACAAUAAAGAGCAGAAGUGGAGACAGAAGCAUCAGGCCUGACGACCUUACAGUGACCAAAGGGAAGCUGGUAUGCUGCUGCACCUCUUCUAUCCCACAUUCAUCAGAAGGGUUAUUUUGUGAACCAGACCCAGAUCUUCCUCACCAUUCCCACUUUCUCUAUCUCUCCUUCUCUUGUGUAUCUUUGAGAAGAAGGGUGCAGACAGAUACUUUACAUCACAGUGAAUAGUCUAUUGGAGGGGUGGCCCGAAAAAAGGAAGCAGUCAUGCGUUUCCCACUGCUCUUGAUACUGCAGGCAACAUGGCUGACUGUUUGUCUGGCCACGCAGCAUUAUCCCACAACAUGGGGACACUACGACUUGUGCAAAUCAGAAGGCUACACGGACGAAGGUCCAACCUGGUAUUACAUGGCCUGUCAGCCAGAAGCUGCGGAUAUGACCAAGUACCUAAAAGUGUUUCUUGACCCACCCAACAUCACCUGUGGAGACCCACCAGAGACCUACUGCACCCUGGAAAACCCCUAUAUGUGCAACAAUGAGUGUGACUCAGCCACAGAAGAGCUGGCCCACCCACCUGAGCUGAUGUUUGACCAUGAGGGCCGCAACCCCACCACCUUCUGGCAGUCCACCUCCUGGAAGAAAUACCCUAAACCUCUGGCAGUCAACAUAACCCUGUCAUGGAACAAGACCAUUGAGCUUACCGAUGAUAUUGUCAUCACUUUUGAGUCGGGUCGGCCAGAGCAAAUGGUUUUGGAGAAAUCUCUGGACUAUGGACGUAGCUGGCAGCCCUACCAGUUCUAUGCUACCGACUGCCUUGAUGCUUUCACUAUGGAGCCCAAAUCAGUGAGAGACAUUACCCAGCACACGUUGCUGGACAUCAUCUGUACUGAGGAAUAUUCCAGAGGUUACGUGUGGAAGAACGACAAGACUGUACGGUUUGAAAUCAAAGACCGUUUCGCACUGUUCGCCGGCCCCAAGCUGCACAAUAUGGCUUCGCUAUAUGGACAACUGGACACAACCAAGAACCUGAGAGACUUUUUCACCAUUACUGACCUGCGCAUACGUCUUCUCAGGCCUGCCACGGGCGCCACCAUGGUGGAUGAGUACAACCUUUCCAGAUACUUCUACGCCAUCUCUGGCAUUAAAGUACAUGGCAGGUGCAAGUGCAACCUUCACGCCAACAGCUGCAUCUAUGACAAAGAGAGACUGACUUGCGAGUGUGAGCACAACACUACGGGGCCUGACUGUGGCCGCUGUAAGAGGAAUUAUCAGGCAAGAGCUUGGAGUGCCGGAUCCUAUCUCCCCAUCCCCAAGGGCACAGCAAAUAUCUGUCUGCCAAAUAGUGUUGGUCCAGUUAACUGCGAAUGUUUCAGUCACUCCAAUCGCUGCAGUUACAUCGAGGUGCUAAACACCGUCAUUUGCGUGAGCUGUAAGCACAACACUAGAGGGCAGCACUGCCAGCUGUGCAAGCUUGGAUACUACCGCAAUGCCUCAGCAGAGCUGGACGAUGAGAAUGUUUGCAUAGACUGUAAUUGUAAUCCCUUUGGCUCAGACACUGAUCGCUGUAAUGGCACAGGAUAUUGUAAAUGUAAGGAGGGAGCGACAGGGGCUAAGUGCCAUGAGUGUCUGCCAGGAUAUUUGUGGGACAAUGGCUGUAAAUCCCAGGUGUGCAACAAUGAACUUCUGCGUUGCCAAAACGGCGGUGUGUGUGUCAACAAUAUCCGUUGUCAGUGUCCUCCGACAUACACCGGCCUACUGUGUGAGAAACCGUGGUGUGAAAAUGAGCCAGGCGGCUGCGGAGGGUCGGACUCAGGCCAGACUUACCUCCACCCCCCUGGGCUGAUCCUGCUUAUGCUGCUGUCUAUCCUGGGUCCUGUUUUCCUCGUGGAGAUCUGCUAGACCACAGUCCUUUGAGGGGCAGAUCUCCAACUGUCCAGCUUCUUCUGUAUGAGCAGCGCACCAGACCCACCGACACUCAGCCGGCCAUGUGGAAUGUGCCCAAAUAUCAAAGCGAAAUUUCUGAGGAUGACCGACAAAAUACAAUAAAUAAUACAUCAAUAAAAAUAGUGUUUAUAAAACUGAUUCAAUAUAAAAUCGAAAAUUUAAACAAAGAAAAGAUCAAAGUGUUAUUUAUAGAAUUUACCUGAGCAUAUGCUUCAUGAAGCAAAUAAGAGGAAGUAGAGACGUGAACUAAGCCAUAAUAGAUUCUCACUCCUCUAACAGAGCGAGAGAGUGACAGGGAUUGAAGCGGACAAGACUCAUCCCUUUCCUCCCUUUAUCAUCACGGCAACGGGAGCUGUGCCGCCUCUCACCUGAGCCAUUCUGGGUAUCAUGUUGGCUGUAGACUGCUUUUGGCUAUUGUGACACGGAGCGAUGGAAAACUGUCCAGAUUGUGUGAACUGGCAAUUACAAAAAAAAGAAGUAAUAAUAUGAAGAGAUACUCAAGUAAAGAAACAAGCAUUCUUUGCUGUCAGUGCAUUGUGGAUAUAAGGAAAUCUAUUCAGACUGUCACAUUUGAUCUGCUUUCAAAUUGAGCUCGUCCUGCCAACACGUCCCAUCCAUCCCUAGAAAAUAGACUUUAGAGUGUCCUUUGUGUCAAAAGCCCCGUGCUUCCUUCGCCCUGUGCUUUUGUGAAUGUUAUUCUGUAACCCUUGAUAUAUUUUUUUAUAUAUAUAUGAUUUUGGGGUUUUCCUUUCAGUCUGUGUGAUUUUAGUCAUACUCAUGUGGCACACCCCCUUAUCCUCCUAACAAAUAUGUCUAAAAAACCCAUGACUUUGAAAUGUGACAGACUGUUUGCUGAGGCCACGGUCAAAGAUGUAUGUUUUCACCCAAACAGAUGAAGUGCUCAGACAGUCAUCAGUGUAUUUAAUUUUUGUAUUAAUACAGAACUUAUUUUCUUGACAGAGUAAAGAUGUAGAACAUAUACUUUUUUGUAUUAUUGCUGAAAUGUGUUUAAGGGCAGCAUUUUAGUGCAUUCAAUCAAGGUGCAUAAUGAAUCAAAUAUCUGAUUAUGUUCAUCUGAAACUUUAUUUCAUUUACAGUUUUUUUUUCCCUUCAGUUGGAUUGUGAAGUUUUCCUAAAGUAUAUUGGCAACGUGCUGGCAUCAAAGAAUAUCAGUUUACAUACAGUAUAUAUACUGACUUGUAAAAAAGAAAAUCACACCAAAGGACAUUCUAAAUGUUUUCUUGUUGCUUUAACACUGAGAAAUUUAAGUGAAUAAAACUUUAAAAGGA